Molecule: messenger RNA, 1702 nt
Organism: Ctenocephalides felis (cat flea)
Lineage: Eukaryota; Metazoa; Arthropoda; Insecta; Siphonaptera; Pulicidae
Exons: 13
Coding region: 170-1702 (510 amino acids)
Source: RefSeq, a predicted model, not a curated record
GCCAAAUAAGACCAAGCCGAUCAUUUAUUUACGUGAGUUUGAAUUUUCAGUGCAUUAUUGCAUGUUGCAGCCAGUAUGACGUUCUGUUCUCACAAUCACAAUCAGUUGCAGUGUGCAUCUACUGCGAGUUGCGUCCGAUCUUUAACUGCAGUUCACCAUUUAUUUCACGAUGGAUCGUUGGCAAGGUAAGGUAGCAGUGGUGACUGGUGCAAGUGCAGGAAUUGGAGAAGCAAUUGUAAAAGACCUGGUUAAAGCAGGAAUGAAAGUUGUGGGACUUGCCAGGAGGAUCGAGAAAAUGGAAGAGAAUGCAGCUUCAAUGGAUACAUCCAAUGAUGGAGAAUUUUAUCCAGUUAAAUGUGAUGUAUCAAAAGAGCAGGACAUCCUGGACGCAUUUGCUUGGGUCAAAGAAACUUUUGGAGGAGUUGAUGUAUUGGUUAACAAUGCUGGCAUUUCAAAGAAUGUGAAUCUGACCGAUCCUGAUAAUACUGAUGAUAUUCGCAGUGUUGUGGAUGUGAAUAUUUUUGGUCUUUUCUUCUGUACAAGAGAAGCAUUUAAUUCUAUGAAGGAACGUGAUGUUGCUGGACACAUAAUACAUAUCAAUAGUGUUUUAGGCCAUUGGGUCCCUGAAAUUCCUGGAUUCAAUCUAAAUAUUUAUCCUGGCACAAAAUUUUGCUGCACUGCUUCUACUGAAGUUCUACGUAGAGAAAUGAUUAAAAUGGGAAAUAAAACUAAAGUUACGAGCAUUAGUCCAGGAUUUGUUGCAACAGAAAUGGUUGGCAAAGAGUCGACACCCGAAAAGGUUGAAGAAUUUUUGAAAAAUACUCCACAUCUUUUACCGGAAGAUAUUUCUGAAGCAGUGCUUUAUUGUUUAGGCACACCAGAACACGUCCAGGUACAUGAAUUGAUCAUAAGGCCUCAAGGAGAGAACAAAAUGGAACGUUGGCGAGGAAAAGUAGCUGUUGUUACAGGAGCAAGUGCAGGAAUUGGAGAAGCUAUUACUAAGGAUCUUGUGGAAGCAGGAUUGACGGUCGUGGGCUUGGCAAGAAGGAAGGAAAAAAUGGAGGAAAACGCUCAAUCAAUGAACCUGAAGAAUGGAGGCAAAUUUUUUGCCCGCAAAUGUGAUGUUUCCAAAGAACAAGAUAUAUUGGACACUUUUUCAUGGGUUAAGGAAAAUCUUGGCGGUGUUGAUGUCUUGGUUAAUAAUGCUGGAAUCGUCAGAAUGAAUAUGCUGACUAAUUCUGGUAACUCAGAUGAUCUACGAAGUGUAUUAGACGUGAAUGUGCUGGGACUUUGUUUUUGCACAAGAGAAGCCUUUAAUUCCAUGAAGGAACGUGAUGUUGCUGGACACAUUUUUCACAUAAAUAGUGUGGUUGGUCAUUCGAUACCAUUGGUUCCAAAUGUUCCUCCUACGAUGAACAUGUAUCCUGGUUCUAAACAUUGUGUUACUGCACUUACUGAAACACUUCGUCAAGAAAUGAUGUAUUUGAAGAGUAAAACUAAAAUUACUAGUAUUAGUCCAGGCGUAGUUUUAACGGAAAUUUUCGAUGCAGCAAUGGAUGAAGAAAAAAAGCAAGAAUUUUUAAAAUAUAACCCAUAUCUUAACCCAGAAGACAUUUCUCAAGCUGUCCUUUACUGCUUAAGUACACCUGAACAUGUCCAGGUACAUGAACUUACAAUUAAACCUGUUGGAGAGAAGUUUUAA